Dictyostelium discoideum AX4 is the source of this 1563-nucleotide messenger RNA. RefSeq names its product FNIP repeat-containing protein. NCBI's taxonomy places the organism in Eukaryota, Evosea, Eumycetozoa, Dictyosteliales, Dictyosteliaceae. The record is from RefSeq and is a predicted model, not a curated record. Bases 1 to 1563 code for a protein of 520 amino acids. The transcript has a single exon.
AUGAAGUUUAGUCGUUUUAAAAGUAGAAAUACAAAUUAUUAUACAAAUACAAUAAUUACAACGGAAACUCAAUUAAAUAAUAGCAAUAAUAAUAAUUUUAAUAAUACAACCACUAUAAAUCAUUUUAAUAAAAUUCAUCAACAACAAUCGAAUAAUAAUAAUAAUAAUAAUAAUAAUAAUAAUAAUAAUAAUAAUAAUAAUAAUUUUAUUAAUUUUUCAAAUCACACAAAUAAUAUUAAUAAUAAUAUUGAUAAUAGAAGUGAUAAAAAAAGAAAAUUAAAUUGUAUGGAAAAAUCAAAUAUUUCAUCUUCAUCACCAUAUACAUUAACAUCAACACCAUCAUCAUCAUCGUCAUCGUCAUCAUGUGAAUCAUCAUUAUUAAAUUUAAAUAAUGAAAAAUUAAUUGAAGAUAAAAUUAUUUCAUUUUCAAAUGAAAAUGUUGGAAAUAUUAAAAUUAUAUCAAUGUCUGAUUCAAAAUUUACAAUUUAUAAUUCAAAUAAUACUGAUUAUAAAGAAUUAUUAUUUUGGAAAGUUUGGAGAAACUUUUUCUUAAAGAAUGAAAUACUAUUUCAUCAACGUUUAUAUAACCUUUAUUCAAGUUUUGAAUUUAAUGAUUUAAAAUCGUUACUUAAUUUUCAAUAUAGAGAAUAUUUACAACAUAUUACAUUUAGUUUUUAUUUUGACGAACCAUUAUCAUUAAUUAAUUUUAAAAAUAAUAAUAAUUAUAAUAAUAAUAAUAUAUUCCCAAACUCUGUAAAAAAGAUAACAUUUGGUUAUUCAUUUAAUCAAGCGAUUAAUCAAAAUUCAUUCUCACCAAAUUCAUCAUCAUUGACUUCAUUGGAAUUUGGUGAAUCAUUUAAUCAAGAUAUUCAAAUUAAUUCAUUACCACCGAGUCUAACCUGCCUAAAAUUUGGUAAAAAUUUCAAUUGUCCUUUAUCAUUGGGUGUUUUACCAUUAUCUGGUAAUUUAAAAUCAAUAUCAUUUGGUUUAUCCUAUAAUCAACCAAUUCAAUACAUACCAAAUGGUGUUGAAAAAUUAAAAAUUGGUGGUAAUAGUGUAUAUAAUAAUAAAAAUAAUAAUGUAAAUAAUAAAAAUAAUAAUAAAAUUAAUAAAUAUCCAAAUUCAAUUAAAAUAUUUAAAUUUGAUAAAUAUUUUAACGAUGAGAUAAUGGUUGGAACUAUACCAAAUUCAGUUUUAAAAGUUAAAUUCGGUGUGCAAUUUAAUAGAGAAAUCUCAAUGGAACAAAUACCUUGUUCAGUAACUGAAAUCGAUUUUGGACUAAAAUGGAAUCAACCAUUGAAUGAAUUUAGUUUACCAAAGAAUGGAAAUUUAAAAUCAAUUAUAUUUAGUCACUUUUUCAAUCAACAAAUUAAUGCAAAUUGUUUACCUGAUGGUUUAACUCAUUUAAAGUUUGGUCCUUUAUAUUCAAAAGAAAUCAAUUUAAAUCAUUUACCAUCUUCGAUAGAAAUAUUAAUGUUUCAUAAUUCUUUCCAAUCUUUAAAUUUAUUAAAAAAUUAUAAUAAUCUAAAUAAUAAAAAAAUUCAGAUAAUUUAUUAUAAUUAA